AUGCACGCCUUCAGCGCCCUCACCACCCUGGCCAUGACCCUCUUCACUGCCCAAACCACCAACGCCUGGCUCCUCGAGUUCUGGGGCACCCAAAACGUCUGCUCCAAGCCCGAGGGUAGCGCCGCAGAUAACUCAGCCGGCGGUGAGCCCGGCCAGGGCAACGACUGCAUGACGGCUUACUACGACCUCAAUGCCAUGCUCGUCAAGGACUGGGAUGACGGAUGUACCGUUAAGUUGUACAACGGAGUUGGCCUUAACUGUGAUGGAGACGUUAUCGUUGAAUACACCAAGGAGAAGGCCGAGGAGGAUGCGAAGCUGUCUGACGAUGGUACCUACAUGUGCCUUGUUGACUUGGGUGGUGAGCCUGGACCUUACUUCGCUUCUUACACUUGCGAUUUCGGUGUCUUGGAUGUCUACCUUCUCUAA
This is a messenger RNA of Fusarium coffeatum, 426 nucleotides long. RefSeq lists its product as uncharacterized. The coding region runs from base 1 to 426 and encodes 141 amino acids. The record is from RefSeq and is a predicted model, not a curated record. NCBI's taxonomy places the organism in Eukaryota, Fungi, Ascomycota, Sordariomycetes, Hypocreales, Nectriaceae. The transcript has 2 exons.